CCACCUCGACUAUCCACAAACUGCAUAAACUGAAUAAACGAAAAAAAUUUCGCUUCCAAUGGAAAAGUUUAUUAAAAAAAGACUGUGAAAGGAAAGCAAACGGGACUCCAUGCGAGUGGCGGCGCGUCAGAGCCGUCGCUGAAGCCUGUGCUUAAACUGCUUUUUGAUUUCUAUGUUGUCAGCCCGUUGCUGCCGUAGUCGGUAAAAAAAAUAUAUUAAGUCUGAUUUUAGAGUCUGUGAGGCAAUGGAGACUGAUUACCAAAAUUACGUGGAGUCAUUGUCGGGAGUAUCCUCAGAUGACGAUGACAUAUCCACGGUGGAUAGUUCUGAUGAGGCCGAAGAGCCGACCAACUCGCACAACCAUCCAUUGCAGCCGCAAUCGCGAACGCGAAACUUGGUGCAAAUGUUGUACGACAGAGAGCGCACAGGAUUUUUCUCAGGUCGGUCUCGAGCGGGCCAAAAACAGAAACUUCCAUAUGACCAGGUGCCAAAUAGGUUAAAACUAUAUCUCAAGGACGUAUUGGCCAGCAAUGCGUUGGAGGGGCACAUAUUCAUGGGCCUGACUGCUUGUGGGCAGUACAUGAUCAGCCAUCGAGUUGAGUGCAACGAUAGCACUUCGCUCAACCAUUACUCCUUCAAUGUAGGCUACAAAUACACUCUUUAUUUUUGGCUCUUCCAACCGCACAAAAAACUGCGAUAUUUUUUCUCGCGCCGCUUAUUCGACGAUCAUGUGGUGGAUAAUGUGAAAUCGGUCACAAUGACGCAGUGGAAGAAUGCGGACAAGCAAAUUCUGGUUGUGCACGGUGCGGCAAUGGAAGAGAGUGAAGAAAGCUAUAUAACAUAUGUUAAAGUUCCUAAACUCGGUUGUUUGGAGUGCAAAAAGCUUUGCGAUGACGGUCCAUAUUCCUUUUACAACGCACACUGUCUCAAUUGUCAUUUGACUGUGCAUACAAAGUAUUCCUCGACUGAAACAGAUCCCCGUUUCGAUCCGACAAUAAAUUUGCUUUGCCCCGAACGCAUUCUUAUCGUCUCGAAUGGAUUCAUGCACAUGCUGCGCAUCGAUGUGGACACGCCGGUCGUACCCAACAGCAGUAGCUUGCCCCAGCAAAACUUUAACCUGCCCAGCACCCAGCAUACCUUGUUUCUGCCGCGAACUCCACUGCCCAAUGAAGAGGAUCGCUGCUCCGUGCCAUUUACUGGUUCCGAGGCGGACAGCGAGCACAGUGUUGUGGCACGCAUCAUUGCGGACUUCAGUGAUAUUGAAACUGAUCAUACUCAGCGCACCAAUAACAACAACAACAACAAUAGCAAUAACAUCAACAACAACAACGAAACUCCACAACGUGGUGGCCCAGAGCACAUUAGUAACUGUUAUGAAAAGUUAAUUUUCUCCUCGAACUGUGGCAACGCGUUGUCCACAUCUAGUAUGACCUUAAUGGAGACCAGCCUGCCAGUGGGGAUGCCAAACUCAGUGGGCACCAAUGAUUCGAGCCAAUCGAGAAGGCGCAAUCAGCGCAUUGUCACUAAAUCUUACCGCAACGGUAUAACAACUAUUGAUAUGCAAAACACAUCGACUUCAAGCUCAAUGACGGAUAAGUCAAACGCAUAUGAAUUCUCCGAGGACAAUGAAAAGUGUGAGAAAAUCUCCACAUUUCGCAAACGCCGCCUGGCUGACAAGAAGUACGAGUUCUCCGAGGAUAACUCUGAAAAUAUCAUACCUUUCACUAAGAUACGAUCGGCAGGACGAACAACGUUUAGUCCAUCGACUGCCAGCUCAACCGCUCAGCGUAGUUUGCAUCGAUUCUCGCCAACGGCACAUUAUUUUCACAACUCUCCCUGUGCUUCGCCCUCCUCCUCUCCACACCCAGCACAGCCUUCCCAUACCCCGCCACCGCCGUUGCACUUGGGAUUUCGUUCGCCGCCUUCUAGCUCGAAUUUAAUGCGUUCGCCCAGCCGUAAUGCAAAUGCAGCCACAGUAGCAGCUCAAAUAUACAAUCAAAAGUCACCGCCUUUGUCUCAGGCGACCCAACAGAUGCUCAGCUAUAAGCCCGUUGGACCUUUGGGUGCCUUAUCGCCAUUGCAGGUAUCUAUGGCCAAGCGCUUCGAAAUUGGAGGAUCGAUGUCCCCGAACGCUGGCUUGUCCUUCUUAUCGCCGCGACGUGAUGAGCAACGCAUUGUUGAAAUGCCAGUUCAAGGAGGAGUUAUGCCGGAAAAGCCGGUCUGCACCAAGAAGUUGCGGCGCCGCUAUGUAGAUGAAGACGAUGCCACCUCGGUGAUUACUAGUGAGGAGGAUGACUGCAUCUCACCGGGCUAUCACACCUCGCUUCCCAUGGAGGUGCAUGGAUCCUGCUACUCGGAAAUGCAAAUGAUUUCGCAAUCGUCGUAUCAACGCCUACGAUGCAGCAGUGUGGUUAUAACGCAGCACUCAUUUGAUCUUGAGACUUUCACAUAUUAUGUUAUAAGCAUGAUCUGUCAGAAGCAUCAGAAGAUCUACAAUGUAUUCUACGACUGGGCAUACGAGUUCGUCAAUGUGUGCCCGCUCAGCCAGACUAUUAGCUUCAUGCUAAUGGCACAAUUCUCGGCGCGAGAUCAAAUGCCAACAGCUCCAACCAACUGCAUGUACUGCACAGGUCGCAUGGGAUGUGUUUUCCACAAUCGUCAGUACGAGUGCCGUAUUCUUUUUACGUGGAAUAUGGAGAGUGGGCAAUGGCAGGUGUUAGACUAUGGCGAGCUCAAAGAGAUGAACGAACUGUUCAGCCCACUUCGGCGACUGGGAAAAUCUCGUUUAACCUUUGCUCAGGUGGCCAGGCAGAUGGCAAAGGAAAUGGCAGCCAGCUUGAGCCGACUGCCUGAUUAUACCUCGAAUUUGCGAAUUCUCAGUGCAGACAUAAAAAAGUCUAAGACAUCUAUUUGCGAUUUGGACAACAUGGUAGAGUUUCAUCUGAAGCGCACAAAUUCCGAAGUGCUCUGAUCAGAUGAUUUCGACGAACAUAGAUAGGAAUAGAGGAGUUCAGUUUUCAGUUUUGCCGCAAUCCUCGCCACGUGCAAGUGCAUCUAGUUCAGUUUUAAAAACUCUUUAAUUGUGCUGUAUUUAAUUUUAAUAUAGUUUUACUUUUAUUAGUGCAACGAAACGCUUUUACAAAAUGUUAUAACGCGUCCUAGUUUUGACUGAAGUCGUUUAAUUAAACUACAAAUCGUAGUUAGUUAUAUGGCACACAUACGACAACGCCUAUGUAUAUAUUAAUAUACUUUUGAUAUUUCAUAUAAUACUACAUUCUAAAUACAAAUUAGGUAGGAACACAUGAAGAUCGGUUCUAUUUAGUGCGCAUCUAAAGGCUUGCGUCAAUAUACAAAUUGAAUAAUCUUGUAAUACAGACUUGAGUGAGUAAUAUUUAGUGGAGGCCUUAUGGCCAAUACGUCGCUAAGUUCAUGACAACCAAUAUUAAAUAAUAAACUAUA
Messenger RNA from Drosophila arizonae, 3459 nucleotides. RefSeq lists its product as uncharacterized. The record is from RefSeq and is a predicted model, not a curated record. Gene Ontology annotation, biological process: protein ubiquitination. Gene Ontology annotation, cellular component: Cul4-RING E3 ubiquitin ligase complex. Lineage: Eukaryota; Metazoa; Arthropoda; Insecta; Diptera; Drosophilidae.